GCAUAGCAAAACCUAGCCUUAUUCUGCAUCAAUUUCAUCAUUUUCCUUCUUGAUAACUGUGUACGAGUUUAGACCCAGUUCGUGUUCAUCAAACCAUUUCUGUAAAUUAAAUCCUCUUCCAUCAAAACCUGAUCCGCAAAGAGGAACCAGAGACAUGGGAGCCCUACCUGUGGUUUAUACAUUGGGAUUCACCUCUAAUCAUUUCGGAUCUCAUGGCAACAGGCUGAGCGACGUCCGAAGAACUGUAAAUACUUGUGUAACAAUGUCUCCGGCAGCCAAGAUUGAAUCAACUUUUACCGGUGGCUGCAAGAUUCGACAGAGGUUGAGGAGGUUAUCUUCGUUCCCAUCAAGUUCAAGAUCCUUCACUAGCCAUCUCUGCAAGUCUCAACUCGUUCAAGAUUUUGCCCCUGCAGCUUCUGCAGGCUACGCUGUUCUUCUCCUUGGCGGCGGCCUAUUUGCCUAUAACAAAUCAGGAAGCAAAGGGUCGCUUUUUGGCGGACUUACGGGGGCAACUCUUAUGUCUGUUGCCUACUAUCUUAUGCAAACACCUGAGACGAAGGAAAUUGGCGAUGCACUUGCAUUUGGAGCUUCUCUUCUUUUUGCCUCUAUAUUCGGCAUUCGUCUUGCAGCCACGCGUAAAGUGAUUCCGGCAGGCUUUUUGUUAGGCAUUUCAAUCAGCUUAAUGGCAGUGACCUUUUCAGCUUAUUUACAAGAUAGGAUCUGAUGAAAGAUAGUUUGCCUUUAGUUUCCUGUUUGUUGUAAGUUGGCACCAUUCUUGCUUUUUCAUCUUGUAUGUUAGUCAAUAUAAGAUCGUUUUCCUUA
Messenger RNA from Cynara cardunculus var. scolymus (artichoke), 822 nucleotides. Its product is annotated as protein FATTY ACID EXPORT 4, chloroplastic. The record is from RefSeq and is a predicted model, not a curated record. The transcript has 4 exons. Lineage: Eukaryota; Viridiplantae; Streptophyta; Magnoliopsida; Asterales; Asteraceae. The coding region runs from base 155 to 724 and encodes 189 amino acids. Gene Ontology annotation, cellular component: membrane.